Molecule: messenger RNA, 1146 nt
Organism: Alternaria ventricosa
Lineage: Eukaryota; Fungi; Ascomycota; Dothideomycetes; Pleosporales; Pleosporaceae
Exons: 2
Coding region: 1-1146 (381 amino acids)
Source: RefSeq, a predicted model, not a curated record
AUGGUGAACAACGAGGCGCUCGAGCGCAGCGGCGAUGGCAUCAACGAGAAACUUACAGGCUUCAAUGCCCUGGCGACCAAGGACAAGAUGAAGCGAUUCCUCGUUGAACUGAACGCCACCAUCCCCAGGUUCAAGGACCAGGGUACGGCUGACUGGGAGCAAACCCGAGCUAAAGAGCCGGUAUCGCGAUCCGCCGAGCUGUUUGUAACGAACACUCCUACAACACCCUCAGCGAAGCGCCCAGCAGCGGCAUCGCAGCUAGCGGCAUCGCAGCCAGCGGCAUCAAAGCGCGUAAAGCGUGCAGCACAAGCAGCAGACGGCGGAGACAGUAGCGAGCAGGCCGGCGACGACCCCCAAGCCACUAUGCCAAGUAUGCUCUCGCGUCUAUUUGUGACAGACGCAGUGCAGCUCUCGACACCUAUACUGGCCUGUCUCAACGCCCUGGGGUCUCCGCUGAGUGCUGUCGCGGUGCAGAAGCAGGACAGCGAUGACUUGACGACCAGCCUCUCUCCAUUGGUUGAGCCCAUCUCUAUGCUCAUCGCGGCUCGGGACUCCAUCAUACCAACACACAGCUACCUCGAUAACUUCGGUCGGUUGGCUGUUGCACUACGCAAGCACCCAGUCACUGCCCCGGCCUGCCUUGGACCCUUCCUCGCCGGUCUAAACUUCACGCUUGUCGAGAGCCAAGAGAACGCAGAAGAGUCGGGGGACACCAGCACGAGCCACCAAGAGGCUGCAGUCCUAGCUGAACUGGACGUCCUCUCGAACGAGGUCAACCGCGCUUUCGAAGUGUGGCGUGCCAAGUUCCCCCCGCCACCUUCCGACUCGUUGCUGUACCCAGUCGACUUUGACAAGGAUGAGAGGAUAGCACUGAGAGCAUUUGGCAGAAAGUACAUUACGAAGAACCCCAAGCUCGAAAAGAAGGGGGCGGCGAGAGCUGUCUUGCUCGCUGCCUACAAGGAAAUAUUGGCAAGCUGGCCGGUCGAACGAGGGGGGUCGCUGGCGUCGGCAAAGAGCGUGUUGGUAGAGGCAAGAAAGAACGUCGGUCUACUCAAGGGCAAGCCUCUGUCUAGCAAUACUCCUGAUUAUGAGAUGGGCGAUGAGGAGGAGGACCACGGGGAGGCGCCAUGCGCGGAGUACGAAUGA